GUUCCGUCAUCUGUGUAGUGGGAAAUGUAUAUGGAUUUAUUUACUGAAGUAUGCAUCAUUUCAAUUUUCAAUGCUGUUGUGUUUCUUUAAGUAAUUGGUUUAAACUUUAUAUUAUGCUUUUAAUUGGAUCAUCAAGAGUAUGUGUUAUACAAGACAGAAAGUGAAAAGAUAUUGUAACUAAUGAAGUCUUCACUCUUGUGCAAUAAAUGUCGAUUGUGCAGUGAAAAUUGGCAAAUUUUCUUUAACAUCAAAUGAUGUUAUGUUUUUUAAUUGACCAAAAUAAAAUAUAAAUGUCUUAGACGUAAAAUACAAAAAUGUACGGUAUUAAUGGGACUGAUUUUCCACCAGUUAAAGAAGAGACAUUUUGUAAAUAUGUGUUGUACUAUGAGAUUAACAAUUCAAGUGUUCGUAUUUGGGACUUGAUCAUAUUGAUACCUAAUGCACUAUUUGUGUUGUUCUUGAUAGUACGAUUUAAUAAAGCUCAGUUGAAAUUACGAGCUACUAGUAGCCCUAUAUUUCUAACAUUCUAUACAUUAGUUUGGGGCAAUGUUAUCAUAAGUUUGGUGAGAUGUGCAGUUUCCAUGACGGUCAAUGCAGCUGUGCCUGUAGGAGGGUUGGUUGAUAAAGUUCUCUGGGUUACUGUUAGAUUCUUCCUACUUGCUACGGAGAUGAGUGUUGUUAUAUUUGGAUUGGCAUUUGGUCACAUGGACAGUAGAAAGAGUAUUAGGUAUGUUCUACUUGCUACCUCAUUAAUAUCCCUCGCAUUCACAGUAACACAAGGGACUCUUGAAAUUGUUAUGCCGGAUGAUAUGUUCCAUGUUGAAGCAAGGGAUUAUGAUCUGUUUGGCCAUGGUGGAAUGUUAUUUUGGUUUGUGUCAUCACUUGUGUUUGGCAUAAUUUACCUGGUCAUAUUGUUCCUGCCAUGGCUACCCAUAAGAGACUAUCUAGCAUUGCCAACAAAACUAUCGUUUUACCUGUAUGUGCUACUGUUGGCUUUGUUGGACACGACGCAAGCGGUCGGUGCUGGUCUUCUGAUAUGGGGGUCGAUGCAGUGUGGACUGUGCGUGGUCGAUAUAACUACAUGGCUAUAUUUCUCGCUCUACACACCGCUUGUGUAUCACACUUUCCUGAGUGAAUUCUUCAGUGUGUCACAACCGAGCAUAAUGUUCUCGUACAAGGCCCAGAUGGAUGAGCCCAUGGAUGAAGACCAAGUCUCUCUUCCGCAUCAGCAGAGUUUCAGUUCGCUUAAAACAGACUCCGAUUAUAUCUAUCAGCAGAGUAACAGCGUAUAUGACAGUACCCUAUUCGAGGCCGGCGGAACAACUCCAAUGAACCCGGUCUACAGCGCGUCACUACAAAGCCCGGACUCGAUAGCGUCUAACCAGUCUAUGGACCUGGGGCUCAACAUUGGCUCACAGAGCCAGAAUAUGCUGUCCACAUAACAAUAGCUUAUUUAUAUUGGGCGUUACACUACGCAGAAAUAUAUUGUAAUACAUACAGGUCGAAAUUGCGCUCCAAACACAAAGGAAAGCAAAACCCAUUUUACCAUUAAACAGAAUUUGACCGCUAAAUGUCUGCUACGGCGUCAUCUAGUUUUAAAAUUGCGUUGUUAUAAUAUUGAAUAGGUUCGGCGUAUACCAUUUGUGUUGAGGUAAAUUGUGUAUAUUGGCUUAGUAUAUAUCAAAAACUCUGAUACAACUAUCAAAAUCGUUGAAGUAAAAUCAUUCGAUUGACAUAUUUAGCUAAAGUGGUAUGAAUUCAUUCCCUCAAUGUCCGCUUGAUGACGCAAUAAAACGAGAUAAAAGUUUAUUAUGUAUGGCACGAAAUAAAAAAUAUUGGAACUUAAAUACAGGCAGAUGAAUUUAGAAUAAAAGCCACGAUUAAGAUUAUUCGGUCGGCCUAAAAACAUUGGCCCAAUCGUAUGGUAUCUAGAGGGAACAAUUGAAAAUAAAAUAAAUACUCAUACAACACGAUUAAUAGGAAAGCGACGUUCCGAUAUCCUAAAAUCAGCCCUUGUAAUGCUAUGGAACACAAUAAAUAACCUUUUUUUAGGCUACUUUCACCAUACUAUUGUUUGGGUAAUAAAAAUUAGAGUUCCUUUUGUAGGCCAAAUAUACGCUGAAUCAUCCACGCCAAGUUCUUCGUUUUGUCGGAUAUAGUUCUAUAGUUCCGUUAUUUUUGUCAAACUUUUAUGGUCUUUCUUUGUUUUCUGAAAUGUGUCGAUUUUAAUUCCUUAUAACGCCCCAAAUGAACAACAAUUGGCACCUUUAUCCAAAGAAAAUGUAAGAUUUAAGUUUAAUAUUGUAUAUGUCUACUAUGUUUUAUUCCCUUGAGAAUCUCAAACGUGUGUUUUCGCUUAAGUUUUGUGAUAUUUUAGCCAGUGAUAAUGGAUACCUAGACUUUACAUCCUUGCUGCUUUAAUGUAAUGGUUCCAUCCACGUUUUCAUGUAGGAUAACUUUAGCCUGAUAUCAAAUAUUCCAUGCCCGCGGUGCCGAAAAUGAUCGGUUCAUCAGGGCAGAGAAGAAGUAGAACUAACUGUAUGUACGUGUAAUGUUCGUCCGGGAUAGUUCUGUCACCAUCUAUUUCUGCUGCAAAACAGGAGGCCGCUGCCACUGUUAUGUGUAGGUUUGAAGAGUGUAGGUGCUGGUGUAAAUGUAGGCGCAAGGACAUAUAUUGCGCUUAACAUCAUUUGAUCCAUCUGCUCAUUCUGGUACAAAUAAAAAGAUUUCUUUUUGUGGAAAUGGUAAAGUAAUACAAACGGAUCAUCUGAUUGGAAGACACCAUCGCUACGCACACUUUCCUGCAACAUCGGAAGAAUUACAGAAGGCUUGCCGUAUUUUAAGCGCGUACAAAAGAAGGAACGUACAGGUCACCUAGUGUUAAGUGAUCACCGCCGCCCACAGUCUCUUGCAACACCAGAGGAAUCAAAAGCCGGCACCUAAGGAAUGUGUACGCGCUUUUUUUGAAGGUACCCAUGUCGUAUCGUCCUGGAAACACUAGGCAAGGAGUUCCAAGCCAUAGUUUGUAGUACGUGAUGGAGAGCCACUCAUCCAGACAGAAGGUGGGGUAGGUCGGAAGAGAUCAGCAUGUGUUAAGUUUCCAUAAUCGGUAGCAAUUCAUAGAAGAAUGGAGAAUAUUGUGAUAUUUUAUUGAUAAACGAUACACGGCAUCUGUCCCUGGCGUACGAUUUAACUAUGUCACCGCGGGCAUCGAAUCCUUGAUUUUGAUUUAGAAUCGUAAUAACAACUAGGUUAUAACAAUAAGGCGGGUAUUCUAGAACCUGUCUCAGUAUUCUAUAUAAGUUCGAGCCUUCGAGAGAAUGUUAAGCUGUCAAUAUAGUCAUAGUCCGCCCAGUGAUAAUUAAGAUCGCACGGCAGAAUGAAUUACCCCGUCACUUUGUGACUUAAUCAGUCUACAAAGUAAUCAUAACAUAACACAAUAGUUUUUGCCAAUAGGAUUAGAUGGCAGUACACUCUGACUGUUGUUAUCUAAGACAAAUAAAUGAUGCUUAAGACAAUGUUAUUUAAACUUGAGACAUGUUCUGGAAUUCGAAAUGAAAACAGUUGGCAGGAAAUUUAUAAAUCAGUAGGAUCUAGAAAAUUGGUACCAACAUUAAAAUAAGAAAUUACUCGGAUAUAGUUUAUUACAAUGGAAUACAUCUACUAAAAUAUACAGGUUGUCCCAAGAAAUUGUGUCAAGCGAAUGUCUAGAAGUAGCACACCUUAAUAAUUUUGAUAAUAGUGGUUAAAGAACCCGUAAUAGUUUUAUGAAUCCUCUUGACGAAAAUAUGUUAGGACUAACAGUUACUUACAAUUGCUAAAAUAAUUGGAACUACUUUGGUUUUAAAUUUCCGGCCACACUACUUAUUUGAUUUUACGAUUAGUGUAUAGAGUGAGCCUUGAAUGAAACAAUUCGUCAAUAGAAUAUAAGAAUUGAUGAUUUUUGUACAUUUAGGAUUUAGUAUUGCGGAUAGAUCUUACUAGAACACAACAUAUUUUGCGGUAUAGGUAAAUUUCCCUUUCUACAACCCAUACCAUUCCUAGCAUAGUAGUUUGUUUGAUAUGUAAAAAUUAAGUGAUAUGCAAAUGCAACAUUCUUUCUUUGUAUAUUUUUAUGUUUCCUAAAUCAUACACUUCUUUAGGUCAAUUCAACAAAUGUUAAAAUUAGGACAAUGAUCAUACCAAAAACUAGAUAAAGGAGGUAAUUUUGCAAUACCUAUUAUACAAAAGUACUUUAAAAAACAUUAACUUGUUACAUUUUUUUGUCAAUUUUUGUCAGUGUCUACUCAUGUUAAUAUAACUAAAGUAUAACCCCUUAUUCAUAAUGGUCCGCUAACUUUAAACAACCGCUUAGGAGUGUUUUUUCUCAUUCUGACUUAGGUCAAUAGAAGAAGACAGGGUGAGAAUAAGCAAUGCUAAGUUAGCAGACUAUUAUGAAUAAGGGGGUAAAUAUGUAAGAUCUUAAGUAUAGGAUUGAUUUAAAAGAUAUCGCUAGAAGUUUUAUAUCAAGUUGCGACAAUAAUAUUUUGUCUUCUGCUGCUAGUCAGGUGUCUCGUUCUGUUAAUGUUUACUUGUGAAACUAACGAUAAAGUACAACUCCACUGACCAACGGAUCUGGCAAUAAUAGUUCGACUGCAUACAGUUAUUAAAUAAAUGGAACUUAAUGAAGUGUGUGAUAAUGAGUUAUUAUUAAACAUGACGAUAGUAUUUACUGGCUUACAUUAACAAAUGAAUUGUUUGUUCAUUUUAUUCAUUAGCCUUUUAAGUUCUUUCUAGUGACACGGAUUUAGUUUAUGACUACAAAGUGAAAUUUGGCUGUUUUAUUGUGAGAAUAUCUAACAUAGUUUGUAAUUAUAAAUAAUAGAUACUAUAGACUAUAGAGUGACUGGUGAGCCGAGUAUUACAUUGAAAUAAUAAUAUGUUAAGCACUUUUAUUUUUAAUGAUUUAAUAUCAAUAUUACUUCAUAUUAUAUAAUACAUUAUUAUUUAAAAUUGAUUUGUCAUAUACAGCGGUAUUCGCAAACCAUACAUAUUUGACAUCUGUCAAUGUCAUGAUUAAGUCAUUGUUUGUGAGUAGCUAUGGUUAGGAGGCGUAUACACAGUAACUUCGGUGUAUUUCCAUAGGCGUGCAGGCCGUUUCGUUAAAUAUUUGUAUGUAAAAACAAGUUGACAACUUCCUUUCAUACAAAUAUUUACCUAGACAGCAUCUAGUACUCUCAUACUGACACAGUCCAUUAUGAAAUUAAACUACAAUAAUAUUCCAAAUACGAAGUCCCAUGUUACAAACAGGCUCCAGGUACCUAUUAAGACUAUGACCAAUAAAUCAAAUAUUUAUUUAUGAUAUGAAAUCACUUAUUUCACGGCAAAAAACUACCACUUACUUAUACACUACUUUUAAUUUAAAAAAAAAAAUAGGUCUAUGUAGAAUAGUCACUAUGCAGUCCGUUUUUUAACUGGAAAGUAAUAGACACAUUAUAUGCUGUUUUGCAAUGAAAAUGUAUCAAUGGCGGGAACGGCGCAGACGUCACGUUUGCCUAGUAGCAAUUAUAUUAAUAUUAUUAAUAAUGUUAUUGUGAACACUCAUUGAAAUGUGAAUUUUGUGGAGGAUUUUGCUGUUUUCGUGGGAUAAAUUGGUUAUUUUAAAAUAACCGUAGGUACUUUUAAAAACUGCCGAAUGGUAUUUCGUAUUUGGAAUUUCAUUUAGGUAUAUUUUUUAUGUCGCAGAUGGAUUGCUUAUGUAGCUGUUUUACACCACCGCAAGUAAUUUUACGAAACGUUGAAGUUUAGCGUGCUUUUUAUAAUUACUGAAGGCAGAAUUGCAUAAAAGUUCUUAGUAACUUGACAACGAUUGGAGGUUUUGCAAAACAAUGAACUACAAAGAACUAAUCUAAGAGUCCACCAACCUAUAUUUCGAUAUAUUUGCUUAAAAUUUACGUUGUUCGGCGAGUUGUUUCGCAAAACAGCUGACUCGGGAAUCCAUUUGCGACAUAAUAAUGUUAUAUAUGAAAUAGUUCCAAGUACUUUGAAGCACUGAAAAUAUUUAUGUCAGUAUUCAACUCAACAUAAAACGAGUAUUUAAUUAUAUUAAUUACUAUGAUGUUUUCAUUUAGUAUGUAACGGGAGAAUACGUCAUACGACUAAUUUUAUUGAUUGUAAACAAACUUAUUACUUGCACUGUGAUGUUUUACCUACUUUUUUUUAUUUGUUGUUAUUUUAAGUUUUAUUUUAUUUGUAAAAUUUGAAAACCAUUUUUAUUUAGUGACAGCAAAGCUGUUUGUUGAAAUUUUAUAUUUCCUAAGAUACACUUAACAUCGAGACUUUAUAGGUCAAUUCUGUAUACCUAGUAUGAAAAAAUAAAUGCUAAGGAAAAA
Leptidea sinapis is the source of this 6371-nucleotide messenger RNA. RefSeq names its product transmembrane protein adipocyte-associated 1 homolog. The transcript has 6 exons. The record is from RefSeq and is a predicted model, not a curated record. Gene Ontology annotation, cellular component: plasma membrane. NCBI's taxonomy places the organism in Eukaryota, Metazoa, Arthropoda, Insecta, Lepidoptera, Pieridae. Gene Ontology annotation, biological process: G protein-coupled receptor signaling pathway. Gene Ontology annotation, molecular function: G protein-coupled receptor activity. Bases 315 to 1442 code for a protein of 375 amino acids.